Hypoxylon fragiforme is the source of this 1664-nucleotide messenger RNA. RefSeq names its product Fip1 motif-domain-containing protein. Gene Ontology annotation, molecular function: RNA binding. NCBI's taxonomy places the organism in Eukaryota, Fungi, Ascomycota, Sordariomycetes, Xylariales, Hypoxylaceae. Gene Ontology annotation, cellular component: mRNA cleavage and polyadenylation specificity factor complex. The transcript has 4 exons. Bases 102 to 1112 code for a protein of 336 amino acids. The record is from RefSeq and is a predicted model, not a curated record.
UCUUCGCAUUCUUUCAUCGCACCUACAUCACACACAACGCACAACACCCAACACCCAGACAACAUUAAACAAAACCAAGACACACAGAAAUAAACUGCAUAAUGGAUAUUGACGAUGAUGACGAUUUCUACGCUCCUGACGAGCCUACGACCCAAGAUGAUACUACUGCUUCCACUGUCCCCGUACAACAACAACCGCAAGCCCAACAACAACCCCAGCAACAGCAGCAAUCACAAGAUGGAGAAGAUUUAGAAGAAGGCGAGGAAGAAGAUGAAGGCGCUGAUAUGGAUGAGGAUGACUCCGACAUAGACAUCAUCACGGAACGUAAAGAUGGCACCAACGCUCCCCCGCCAACUCAAUCCAGAUAUAGCGAUAUUCGAAACAUACCUCAAAGAUCUGCAUCAAAUGAUGCCACGACUAAGCCCGCUCCCGCUGUUAAGAAGGAAGAAGUACCGUCGCAAGCUAUACCGGCUAACCUACCCCCCGUCUCCACGUCCAAGGUAGACGUAAACGCUUUACCUGUCUACCAGCCAGUCGGAAAGCCUAUUACACAAAUCAAUAUCGAUGAGGACUUACCCGACAAUGAAAAGCCUUGGAGGAAACCCGGUACUGACUUGAGUGACUAUUUCAACUACGGCUUCGACGAGUUUACCUGGGCUCUGUAUGCUGCCAAGCAAGAGAAUGUGCGUAACGAGUACAGCUCGGACGCCAUCGCCCAGAACAACAAGAAGAUGAUGGAGGAUAUGCAGAUGAUGAUGAUGAGUGGAAUGCCCGGUAUGAGCGGUGGGGGCGCAACAGGUGCCAUGCCAAAUAUGCCUGGAAUGGAUGGCAUGUCGCCCGAGAUGCAAGCCAUGAUGCAGCAGAUGAUGGCCUCGGGAAUGGACCCGAGCCAGAUGGAUCCCUCUACCAUGUCGGCCAUGUUUGCAGGCAUGCAGAAUGCCGGGGCCAAUGCAACCGGAGGACAAGUUGGCCAAAACCAAGGCUUUGGGGGAUCUGGCCAAGGAUUCGGCGGUGCGCAAGGACAGAACUUUGGAUAUGAGCAAGGCAUGGGCCGAGGUGGAGGAGGAGGUGGUGGGUUUGGUCGCGGUCGUGGCGGCCGUAGGAACUGGUAGCCCCGGUUAACAUCCUCCGGGCUUCAUACCAUGGAUAUGUACUUUUAUUCGGGCGGGCUUCCUUAGUCGCCAUACCAGAAGGAUGACUAUACUUGGAACCGGGAUGAACCGGAUAUCCAUCCCAACUAGUUACCUCUCGCGAUACCCGCGGCAUCAAUAAUGCUGUACUGCCAGAAGGCUUACCACCACUAUGUUUCCCUAACGCGAAUACAUUCAGAGAGACGUAGUAUUAUGCGUAAGUCGGAGGCGGUACGAUGUUGAGGAACGCUACUCCAUAGUGGCACUGACGGCACCAGCGUUGUUGAUAUCGCAAACCUCCUAACUAGAGGGUUUAAUCUCGGCCCUAGCAAUACGUAACUUCAAUGCCACACUAAGUAUUGUCCGUCUCUAAGUGACCAUUCCUAUUUACCAGAGAGAUAUCAACCUUGAAGAGAUACGCCUCCUAAGUACCUACCUACCUACCUACCUACCUACAUAGUACGUAUGUAUCCCCGACUCUACCCGGGAUCCCUACCUACCUACCUACCUACCUUCCUAUCAACCUAGCCGUCC